Messenger RNA from Symbiodinium sp. CCMP2456, 354 nucleotides. The record is from the annotation of a GenBank genome assembly. Lineage: Eukaryota; Dinophyceae; Suessiales; Symbiodiniaceae.
AUGAUGCAGACGCCGUCGAAGAACAUCAAGAAGAUCUCGGGUCAACAAGUGCGCAUGAAAGACUCCGUCGAGAAGCAACUGCUAGUGUUGAACUUCUUGGACAACCUCGAGGGCAAGACGCCUGCGAAGCAGACGAAGAGUCGCAGCAAAGAGGCCUGCGACAGCGAGCUCGAGCACGCUUCCGACGAGCCCGGCUUUGAGAUCGGCGAGAAAGAAGAGCUUAAUCGGCACGCCAUGAAGUAUUCAGGUUGGCGCAAGAGUUCAUGCCUCCAGUACAGACCUGCCCGCGACGGGCUUACGCCGGAGUUGUUUCAGUCUCUUCUAGACUACGCAGAGGAGACACAUUUCGUGAAG